AGCUGAGCUUGACACUUUUCCGAGGCUGAAGAGUGGUUUCCCAGAAGCGUACACAAAACGGGCUGAACUUGAGGAGAACUGUGAAUUGUUCUUUUAUAAAGGACGAUACUUCGGAGGGAUUCCCAUUAGUCUUAAAGCAAGGAGCCGACAAUUUAUACACGAUGCAAGGAAGAAAAGAGGAUAAAAUGUUCCUCUAUGGCCGUUUGUGCUUACUUCUCGACGAAUCAUUAGUACCAGAACUUCUACACGACAUAGACACUCAUUACAUUCAAGAUAACUACUACGAUGUGUUCCGGACCAAUUCGUUAGAUCCUCAGCUAUCGGAAAUCUUUGCCUUAUUGUCUGAUCAGCAGCAUUUGUUAUACAAGACAGAAUCCCGUGCAUUUGAUCUUCGUCGUCUUCUGAUAUUGCUAUUAUGUGAGCAAACAGCAAGUGGUACUAUCUUCCAGACUAAGAUAAAAAGUUACUUGAAUAAGUUAAACGGGCUGGUUGCAAAGCAUUUUCAGAGAAUAUUACAUGACGAUGAAAAUGUGGUUGAUGCAGUUUUCGAUUACUACAAAGGGAAAUUGCGGCGGAAUCAUUGGAAAAAGGAAAUUGGUUCAAUUCAUGGUUUCCAAAGAUUUUGUCAGCUACACUAUGAACUGCAUGGGAACCAGCUCAAUAAAGACCAAUGCCUAUUCGCUUUGUCAGUAGCUCAUCUUUUUGAGGAACACUAUCAACCUUCUUAUAAAGAGAUGGGAUUCCGUUUGAUAAAUACAGUUCUCGACGCUACACCAGAAGAUAUCCUUCUUGAUUCAAACGUACACAAAGUCCUUUACCAUAUUUUAUUUAGAAAUAUUCCCAAAAUGUUUAGUGUUGCUGGAAGCUUUAUGCUAUGGCGUUGUUUGUGCAAAUGCAUUGCGCUGAUGAACCCCUCAGAUUUUUCAAAGUGGGUUGAGGUUGAUGAUGUUAUUGAAGCGGUAAUGCGUAAAAUAUCGCUAGAACCAGACUCAAGUGUUUGUUGCUACCAGUUUGGUAUUUUGUUGCAACUCGGUUUAGACAACGCAACAGAAAUAAAAGACUUAGUUAUUAUUGACGAUAUCCAAAAAUUCGGAGCUGAUGAGGUAGAUUUCGCUACUCUACGCCAAGCCUGCAAGAGUCAAAGCUUUAAAGUAUAUUAUAAAUGGGCCAAACGGUUGCUAGAACUGUUUUUGGCGGAAUCACAUUUGUUGCUAGUAGAGAAGGGAAAGGCAAUCCAGAUGCUGCGGGCGAUGCACACUUGUUAUAUAGUCUGCAUCACGACCAUGCCUGUUAAAGUUUGUGAACCUCACUUGAUACCAUUCCUAGAAAAGUUUAUACUAGUUCUGAUGGAAGUUAUCAUUAAUUUCAAAAAGGAUUCCACUAUAGUUCAGCUGGUCGAAGAGUUUUUGACGACAAUUUCACUACAUCUGGGCGAAGAAUCAUAUCAGCAGCUAAUGAGUGAGGAGGCAUCGGAGAUGAAAAUCAACUUAGAAAAGUUAUUGAAACAUUCUGCGUUUGGCAAAAGACCACUUCAAGGAGAAACAGAUUCUCAACCAGGAAACUCCGAAAUUCCGAAUUGCCCAAAUCCUGCACAACUUUGUAUAUAAUCCGUAAAAAUAAACUUAGUCCAAAAAUUUAAA
Molecule: messenger RNA, 1640 nt
Organism: Hermetia illucens (black soldier fly)
Lineage: Eukaryota; Metazoa; Arthropoda; Insecta; Diptera; Stratiomyidae
Exons: 8
Coding region: 162-1607 (481 amino acids)
Source: RefSeq, a predicted model, not a curated record